This is a messenger RNA of Podarcis raffonei (Aeolian wall lizard), 17743 nucleotides long. RefSeq names its product neuroblast differentiation-associated protein AHNAK-like. The record is from RefSeq and is a predicted model, not a curated record. Gene Ontology annotation, cellular component: nucleus; cytoplasm; costamere. Gene Ontology annotation, biological process: regulation of RNA splicing. Bases 312 to 16415 code for a protein of 5367 amino acids. Lineage: Eukaryota; Metazoa; Chordata; Lepidosauria; Squamata; Lacertidae. Gene Ontology annotation, molecular function: protein binding. The transcript has 5 exons.
CCAUCCCGGGCUGAGAGUUACAAGAGCCCAGCCCUAGACUGGGUGCUGCCCACUCGGUGCGCUCCUGCGGCAGGGAUACCACACGAGAGAGCCUGCUCGCCGGGGCUCAGCUACCGCCUCCAGGAAUCCAGGACAGGAUCGGGGUCUGGGCAGAAGCAGCCACCGGGACAAAGCCGGGCAUGGCCGUGCCGGGCAGCUGAAGGCCACGGACCCGCAGGUUGGGAAGUUGGAAGAAACAUUACCAAAGGAUUGGCAAGUGACGAGAAGGGAAUUCCUGGGGCGGUUCCGGCCUGGACCAAAGUCCUAGAAAGAUGGAGAAGGAGGAAGAAGAGACCCGGGAGAUUCUGCUCCCCGACUGGGAAGGCAUUGGCUCUCGCGGACUUACCAUCGACCAGACGAACGAAGGCGUUUUCGUGAAACAGGUUCAACAGGACUCACCCGCUGCCAAAGCAGGCAUUGUGAAAGAAGGGGAUCAGAUCGUGAGUGCCACAAUCUACUUCGACAACCUGCAGUCCGGGGAAGUCACAGAGCUCCUGAAGAACGUGGGCCACCACACUGUUGGCCUUCGGCUGCAGAGGAAAGGCGACCGGUCUCCAUUGCCAGGACAGUCUUGGUCCCAUGAUGUCUUUGCCUCAAGGAGUCCAGAGGUUGUUUUGAGCGGAGAUGACGAAGAGUACAAACGGAUUUAUACCACAAAAAUCAAGCCUCGCCUUAAAUCGGAAGAUGGCAUGGAAGUUGAGCACACAGGAACCCAAAGCAGAACCAUCACAGUCACUAAGAGAGUUACUGCUUACACUGUCGAUGUCACAGGUCAUGAGGGAGCCAAAGAGAUUGACAUCAGCAGCCCGGAGUUUAAAAUCAAGAUUCCGAAACAUGAACUCACCCACAUUUCCAAAGCUGAGAUUGAAACAGAACCUGGGAAAACUGUCAUCAAGAUUCCACACGUUGACUUGUCAGGGAGAACAACUACCCAGAUAACAGACUCCCACGCUGGGGUGAGAGGAAGACCUGACAUUACGUAUACUGGACCAACUAUUGAGUCACCCUCUCAGAGGUUGGAGUUUGGUGUUCCUGGCAUCCACAUGGAACAGCCUAAGGUUGGGAAAACUGAUAUUCGAAUAUCUGGGCCUCAUGUCACAGGUGUAGAUCUGAGAACCCAGGCUGACUUUAUACCAGGAGGCCAGGAAGCUGGUUUCCAUGUUACAACGCCGGAAGUGAAUGGGAAAGGAGGUCGGGGUAAAAUCCAAGGUGAUGUGGGAGGGCUGCAAGCUGAUUUAUCAUUGCCCCACCUCAAGGGCCCUUCAGUUGGUAUUUCGGGACCCCAAAUUCAAGGUGAUCUGAAAGGUCCAAAAGUGGACAUCUCCAGUGCCAGUGUCGAAGGCAACAUCAAAUCUCCAGAUAUCGACACUGGAAGCACAGGAAAGGUGGCGUUUCCUGCAAUGAAAAUGCCCAAAUUUGGUAUAUCAGUUUCUGAUGUUGAGGUUCCUCAGCUUGAUGCAGUGGCUCCAUCGGCUUCAAUAAAAGGCCCAGAAGUGUCAUUGAAAGGCUCCAAAUGGGCCAUGGGAGAACCUGGAAUCCCACAACCACAGAUGGACGUGGGCCUGAAAGGUGUGGACUUGAAGGGUGGCCUGAAGACCUCCUCUCCAACAUUGGAAGGCCCCAAGGUGGAUAUCAAAGGGCCUGCGGUGGAUCUUGGGGGUCCAGAUGUCGGUCUUGAAGGGGGCGAAGGAAAACUUAAAAUACCCCACAUGAAACUUCCUAAAUUUUCUGCAACAGACCCUGCAGUGACUGUGACUGUUCCAAAAGGGGGACUUAACAUCUCAGGACCUAAAGUGGAUUUGCAAGCUCCUGACGUGACCCUUGAAACACACGUGAAAGGACCCAGAUAUGGCAAGCCUGAAAUAGCUGGUCAGACACCCCAAAUUUCUAUGUCAGAUGUUGACUUGAAUCUCAGGGGCCCUAAAGGGAAAGGUGCCAUGGACAUUUCAGGACCAAGGGUGGAAGGCCACUUAAAAGGGCCUGGAAUGAAUAUUAAGGGUCCCAAACUAGAUAUUGAAACUGCCAACGUUGACCUGAAAGGUCCAAAAGUCUCAAUGCCGUCCAUGCAAACAUCACCAGUAAAAGUCACUGUGCCAGAUGUGGACUUGAAUGUCCAAGGGCCAAACCUAAAGGGCGAUGUGGCUGUUUCUGUGCCAAAGAUAGAAGGCGGCCUCAAGGGGCCCCAGAUAGAUCUAAAAGGCCCCAAAGUGGACAUAGCUGCACCUGACAUUGGUAUCAAAGGCCCUGGAGGACAACUGAAGGGUCCUCAUGUCAAGAUGCCUGAAAUGCAUGUUAAGACCCCGCAAAUAUCCGUGCCAGACAUUGGCCUGAAUCUGAAAGGCCCCAAAGUCAAGGGGGCCCCCCAAAUAUCCAUCCCAGACAUUGAUCUGAAUGUGAAAGGCCCCAAAGUCAAGGGGGGUGUUGAUGUUUCCAUCCCAAAAGUGGAAGGAGAAUUAAAGGGCCCAGCUGUUGACAUCAAAGGCCCCCAAUUGGACAUUGGAACACCAGAUGUCGAACUUCACGGACCUGAACUCAAAAUGCCAAAGAUGAAAUUGCCCAAGUUUGGGGUGAAAGGAGAAGUUCCUGAUGUGGAUGUCAGUCUUCCAAAGGGAAGCAUCGAUGUUUCAGCUCCAAAUGUAGACACUGAAGCUCCCACCUUCAACAUCAAAGGUCCUGGAGGACAACUGAAGGGUCCUCAUGUCAAGAUGCCAGAAAUGCAUGUUAAGACCCCGCAAAUAUCCGUGCCAGACAUUGGCCUGAAUCUGAAAGGCCCCAAAGUCAAGGGGGCCCCCCAAAUAUCCAUCCCAGACAUUGAUCUGAAUGUGAAAGGCCCCAAAGUCAAGGGGGGUGUUGAUGUUUCCAUCCCAAAAGUGGAAGGAGAAUUAAAGGGCCCAGCUGUUGACAUCAAAGGCCCCCAAUUGGACAUUGGAACACCAGAUGUCGAACUUCACGGACCUGAACUCAAAAUGCCAAAGAUGAAAUUGCCCAAGUUUGGGGUGAAAGGAGAAGUUCCUGAUGUGGAUGUCAGUCUUCCAAAGGGAAGCAUCGAUGUUUCAGCUCCAAAUGUAGACACUGAAGCUCCCACCUUCAACAUCAAAGGUCCUGGAGGACAACUGAAGGGCCCCCAUGUCAAGAUGCCAGAAAUGCAUGUUAAGACCCCGCAAAUAUCCGUGCCAGACAUUGGCCUGAAUCUGAAAGGCCCCAAAGUCAAGGGGGCCCCCCAAAUAUCCAUCCCAGACAUUGAUCUGAAUGUGAAAGGCCCCAAAGUCAAGGGGGGUGUCGACGUUUCAAUCCCAAAAGUGGAAGGAGAAUUAAAGGGCCCAGCUGUGGACAUCAAGGGCCCCCAAUUGGACAUUGGAACACCAGAUGUUGAACUUCACGGACCUGAACUCAAAAUGCCAAAGAUGAAAUUGCCCAAGUUUGGGGUGAAAGGAGAAGUUCCUGAUGUGGAUGUCAGUCUUCCAAAGGGAAGCAUCGAUGUUUCAGCUCCAAAUGUAGACUUUGAAGCUCCCACCUUCAACAUCAAAGGUCCUGGAGGACAACUGAAAGGUCCUCAUGUCAAGAUGCCAGAAAUGCAUGUUAAGACCCCGCAAAUAUCCAUGCCAGACAUUGACCUGAACUUGAAAGGCCCCAGAGUCAAGGGAGGUGUUGACGUUUCAAUCCCAAAAGUAGAAGGAGAAUUAAAGGGCCCAGCUGUGGACAUCAAGGGCCCCCAAUUGGACAUUGGAACACCAGAUGUCGAACUUCACGGACCUGAACUCAAAAUGCCAAAGAUGAAAUUGCCCAAGUUUGGGGUGAAAGGAGAAGUUCCUGAUGUGGAUGUCAGUCUUCCAAAGGGAAGCGUCGAUGUUUCAGCUCCAAAUGUAGACAUUGAAGCUCCCACCUUCAACAUCAGAGGUCCUGGAGGACAACUGAAAGGUCCUCAUGUCAAGAUGCCAGAAAUGCAUGUUAAGACCCCGCAAAUAUCCAUGCCAGACAUUGACCUGAAUCUGAAAGGGCCCAAAGUCAAGGGAGGUGUUGACGUUUCAAUCCCAAAAGUGGAAGGAGAAUUAAAGGGCCCAGCUGUUGACAUCAAAGGCCCCAAACUGGACAUUGGAACACCAGAUGUCGAACUUCAUGGACCUGAACUCAAAAUGCCGAAGAUGAAAUUGCCCAAGUUUGGGGUGAAAGGUGAAGUGCCAGAUGUGGAUGUCAGUCUUCCAAAGGGAAGCAUCGAUGUUUCAGGUCCUAAGGUGGACAUUGAAGCUCCUGGAUUAGACAUUGAAGGACCAGAAGGCAGAAUAAAAGGUCCUAAAUUCAAGAUGCCUGAAAUGCAUAUUAAAACUCCUCAGAUCUCCAUGCCAGACAUUGAUUUGAACUUGAAAGGGCCUAAAGUGAAAGGGGACUUUGAUGUUUCUGUGCCGAAAUUAGAAGGUGGCUUAAAAGGUCCUGCAAUUGAUAUCAAGGGGCCCCAAGUAGACAUUGAUGUGCCCGAUGUCGACCUUCAUGGUCCUGAAGGAAAAUUGAAGAUGCCCAAAAUGAAAAUGCCCAAAUUUGGAAUGCCAGGUUUCAAAGGGGAAAGCCCUGGCGUGGAUGUCAGUCUUCCAAAGGGUGACAUUAGUAUAUCAGGUCCCAAAGUAGACGUUGAAGCUCCUGGACUUGACAUUGAAGGACCUGAAGGCAAAAUUAAAGGCCCCAAAUUUAAGAUGCCAGAGAUGAACAUCAAAGCACCCAAAAUCUCCAUGCCUGAUGUGGAUUUCAACCUCAAAGGCCCCAAACUGAAAGGAGAUGCGGACGUUUCCCUACCAAAGGUUGAAGGUGAUUUGAAUUUGAAGGGUCCAGAAAUUGACAUCAAAGGUCCCAAGCUGGAUAUUGAUGCUCCAGAUGUUGACCUCCAUGGCCCAGAAGGAAGACUGAAAAUGCCCAAAUUCAAAAUGCCCAAAUUUGGAAUGCCAAGCUUCAAAGCAGAAGGUCCAGAGGUGGAUGUAAAUCUUCCGAAAGCAGACGUUGACCUUUCUGCUCCCAAAGUAGACAUUGAAGCACCAGGCUUGGACAUUGAAGGCCCAGAAGGAAAACUGAAAGGGCCCAAGUUUAAGAUGCCUGAACUGAAUAUCCAUGCACCCAAGAUAUCAAUGCCAGAUGUAGAUUUCAAUCUGAAAGGGCCAAAACUGAAGGGAGAUGUGGAUAUCUCUGGGCCAAAGAUAGAAGGUGACCUGAAAGGACCCAAGGUCAACAUUGAGGGUCCUAACUUGGAUGUUGAUGUCCCAGAUGUGGAACUGGAGGGUCCUGAAGGAAAAAUCAAAGGUUCCAGAUUCAAGAUGCCAAAACUCAAUAUUAAAUCUUCUAAAAUUUCCAUGCCAGAUGUCGACUUGAAUCUCAAGGCCCCCAAAAUGAAGGGUGAAAUGGAUGUGUCUGUCCCAAAGAUUGAGGGUGAUAUGAAAGGACCCAGCAUUGACAUCAAGGGCCCCAAACUUGAUGUGGAUCUCCCAGAUGUUGACCUUGAAGGCCCAGAUGCUAAAAUUAAGAUGCCCAAGAUGAAGCUGCCCAAGUUUGGGGUGCCUGGCUUCAAAGGGGAAGGCCCUGAUGUUGACAUGAGCCUCCCUAAAGCAGACAUUGAUGUUUCGGGACCAAAACUGAAUGCUGAUAUGCCGAGCAUAGACAUCGAAGGUCCAGAGGGAAAACUGAAAGGUCCCAAGUUCAAAAUGCCUGAAAUGCAUUUCAAGACACCCAAAAUCUCCAUGCCGGAUAUUGACUUAAACUUGAAAGGUCCCAGAGCGAGAGGGGAGAUGGAUGUAACUGUCCCAAAUAUUGAAGGCAAUUUGAAAGGACCCCAAAUGGAUAUCAAGGGCCCCAAAGUGGAUAUCGAAGCUCCAGAUAUUGACAUUGAAGGCCCCGAAGGAAAAUGGAAGAGUCCGAAGUUUAAGAUGCCCGAAAUGCACAUCAAGGCUCCAAAAAUAUCCAUGCCAGAUGUUGAUUUGAAUCUGAAAGGUCCCAAAAUCAAGGGUGAUGUGGAUGUUUCAGUCCCCAAACUUGAAGGAGACUUGAAAGGCCCAGAAUUUGAUAUCAAAGGACCCAAAGUGGACAUUGACAUGCCAGAUGUUGAUCUCCAUGGGCCAGAGGGAAAACUGAAGAUGCCCAAAUUCAAAAUGCCCAAAUUUGGAAUGCCAGGCUUCAAAGGGGAAGGCCCAGAUGUUGACGUGAGCCUCCCCAAAGCAGACAUUGAUGUUUCUGUUCCAAAAGUUGAUGUUGAUGCACCAAGCCUGGACAUUGAAGGGCCAGAAGGAAAAGUGAAAGGGCCCAGAUUUAAGAUGCCUGACAUGCACUUCAAAGCACCCAAAAUCUCCAUGCCAGAUGUUGAUUUCAAUUUGAAAGGCCCUAAAGUGAAGGGAGAGUAUGAUGUUACAGUUCCAAAGCUGGAAGGUGACUUGAAAGGUCCAGACAUCAACAUUAAAGGUCCUAAGCUAGACAUAGAUGCUCCUGAUGUUGACAUUGAAGGCCCUGAAGGAAAAUGGAAGAGUCCGAAGUUUAAGAUGCCCGAAAUGCACAUCAAGGCUCCAAAAAUAUCCAUGCCUGAUGUGGAUUUGAAUCUGAAAGGUCCCAAAAUCAAGGGUGAUGUGGAUGUUUCAGUCCCCAAACUUGAAGGAGACUUGAAAGGCCCAGAAUUUGAUAUCAAAGGACCCAAAUUGGACAUUGGCAUGCCUGAUGUUGAUCUCCAUGGACCUGAAGGCAAAUUGAAGAUGCCCAAAUUCAAAAUGCCCAAAUUUGGAAUGCCCGGCUUCAAAGGAGAAGGCCCAGAUGUUGACAUGAGCCUCCCCAAAGCAGACAUUGAUGUUUCUGUUCCAAAAGUUGACAUUGAUGCUCCAAGCGUGGACAUUGAAGGCCCAGAAGGAAAAGUGAAAGGGCCCAGAUUUAAGAUGCCUGACAUGCACUUCAAAGCUCCAAAGAUCUCUCUGCCAGAUGUUGACUUGAAUCUGAAAGGCCCUAAACUGAAGGGAGAUGUUGACGUUUCGGUUCCAAAGCUGGAAGGUGACCUGAAAGGCCCAGAUGUGGAUAUCAAGGGUCCCAAGCUAGAUGUUGACCUUCCUGAUGUUGAGCUUGAAGGUCCUGAAGGAAAACUCAGAGGUCCCAAGUUUAAGAUGCCUGACAUGCAUUUUAAGACCCCCAAAAUCUCCAUGCCAGAUUUUGACUUGAACUUGAAAGGGCCGAAAGUGAAGGGGGAUGUGGAUGUUUCAGUGCCGAAGUUGGAAGGUGAUCUGAAAGGCCCCAAUAUUGACAUUAAAGGGCCAGGAUUGGACAUUGAUGCUCCUGAUGUUAACAUUGAAGGUCCAGAAGGAAAGUGGAAGAGCCCCAAAUUUAAGAUGCCAGAAGUGCACAUAAAGGCACCUAAAAUCUCCAUGCCUGACAUUGAUUUGAACCUAAGGGGUCCCAAAGUAAAAGGCGAUCUGGAUGUGUCUGUGCCAAAGUUGGAAGGUGACUUGAAAGGCCCGGAGGUGGAUCUCAAAGGACCCAAAUUGGACAUUGACGUUCCUGAUGUUGACCUAGAAGGACCUGAAGGGAAGCUAAAGGGCCCCAAAUUCAAAAUGCCUGAAAUGCAUAUCAAAGCUCCCAAAAUCUCCAUGCCAGAUUUAGACCUGGGUUUGAAAGGACCCAAAGUGAAGGGGGAUGUGGAUGUUUCAGUGCCGAAGUUGGAAGGUGAUCUGAAAGGCCCUGAUGUCAACAUCAAAGGUCCUAAAGUUGGCGUAGAUAUUCCUGAUGUUGAGAUUGAAGGACCUGAAGGAAAACUCAAAGGGCCCAAAUUUAAGAUGCCAGAAAUGCAUUUUAAUGUCCCUAAGAUCUCCAUGCCGGACAUUGAUUUGAACUGGAGGGGUCCCAAAAUAAAAGGAGAUGCUGAUGUUUCUAUUCCUAAAUUGGAGGGUGACUUGAAGGGCCCAAAUGUUGACAUCAAGGGUCCCAAACUGGAUGUUGACAUCCCUGAUGUUGAGCUUGAAGGCCCUGAAGGAAAACUCAAAGGGCCCAAAUUUAAGAUGCCUGAAAUGAACAUCAAAGCACCCAAAAUCUCCAUGCCAGAUUUUGACCUGAACCUGAAGGGUCCCAAACUGAAGGGGGAUAUUGAUGUUUCUUUGCCAAAGGUAGAGGGGGAUCUGAAAGGACCAGAUGUUGAUAUAAAAGGUCCCAAAUUAGAUAUUGAUGCCCCUGACAUCAGUAUAGAUGGUCCAGAGGGAAAAGUGAAAGGUCCCAAGUUUAAGAUGCCUGACAUGCACUUCAAAGCACCCAAAAUCUCCAUGCCAGAUGUUGAUUUCCAUUUGAAAGGCCCUAAACUGAAGGGAGAUGUUGACCUUUCGGUUCCAAAGCUGGAAGGUGACCUGAAAGGCCCAGAUGUGGAUAUCAAGGGUCCCAAACUAGAUGUUGACCUUCCUGAUGUUGAGCUUGAAGGUCCUGAAGGAAAACUCAGAGGUCCCAAGUUUAAGAUGCCUGAUAUGCAUUUUAAGACCCCCAAAAUCUCCAUGCCAGAUUUUGACUUGAACUUGAAAGGUCCCAAAGUGAAGGGGGAUGUGGAUGUUUCGGUGCCAAAGUUGGAAGGUGAUCUGAAGGGCCCUGAAAUUGAUAUCAAAGGACCCAAACUUGAUGUAGAUGUUCCUGAUGUUGAACUUGAAGGCCCAGAAGGAAAAUGGAAAAGCCCUAAAUUCAAGAUGCCUGAAAUGAACAUCAAAGCACCCAAAAUCUCCAUGCCUGAUGUGGAUUUCAACCUCAAAGGCCCCAAACUGAAAGGAGAUGUGGACGUUUCUCUACCAAAGGUUGAAGGUGAUUUGAAGGGUCCAGAAAUAGACAUUAAAGGUCCCAAGCUGGAUAUUGAUGCUCCAGAUGUUGACCUCCAUGGCCCAGAAGGAAAACUGAAAAUGCCAAAAUUCAAAAUGCCAAAAUUUGGAAUGCCUGGCUUCAAGGGAGAAGGCCCUGAAUUGGAUGUAAAUCUCCCAAAGGGAGACAUUGAUAUAUCUGCUCCCAAUGUGGACAUUGAAGGCCCUGAGUUAGACAUUGAAGGUCCAGAUGGUAAAAUUAAAGGCCCCAAAUUUAAGAUGCCAGAAAUGCACAUCAAAGCGCCAAAGCUUUCCAUGCCAGAUGUGGAUCUUAAUUUGAAGGGUCCAAAACUGAAAGGAGAUGUGGAUGUUUCUCUGCCAAAGGUCGAAGGUGGAUUGAAAGGGCCUGACAUUGACAUAAAGGGCCCCAAAUUGGACAUUGACGCACCAGAUGUUGACUUGCACGGUCCAGAGGGCAAACUCAAAAUGCCCAAGUUUAAAAUGCCCAAAUUUGGAAUGCCUGGUUUCAAGGGAGAAGGCCCUUCCGUGGAUGUGAGCUUACCUAAGGGAGAAGUGGAUAUAUCUGGCCCCAGCCUAGACUUUGAAACACCCGAUUUGGAAAUUGAAGGCCCUGAAGGAAAAUUAAGGGGUCCCAAGUUUAAGAAGCCUGAAAUUAAUUUUAAUGUUCCAAAGAUCUCAAUGCCAGACAUUGACUUGAAUUUGAAAGGUCCUAAAUUAAAGGGAGACUUGGAAGGCGACAUCAAAGGUCCUAAUGUUGAAUUAAAAGGACCUGAAGUUGACUUAGAAGCACCAAAAAUAGAUAUUGAAGCGAAAACAAAGAAAUCAAGAUUUAAGCUUCCAAAGUUCAGUUUUUCUGGUCCAAAGGUUCACACUCCAGAGGUUGACGUGAAGCUUAAGAAACCAGAUGUUAAUAUCUCAGGGCCCAAAGUUGAUGUCCAAGGCCCAGAUGUUGAUGUUCAUGGAAAAGUGAAAGGCCCUAAAUUUAAAAUGCCUUCCCUGAAUAUUUCAUCACCUAAAGUUUCAAAGCCUGAUGUGGAAUUGAAUUUGAAAGGUCCGAAAUUAAAAGGUGACCUUGAUGUUUCUGCACCAAGCCUGGAAGGGGAUUUGAAAGGUCCUGACAUAGAUAUCAAAGGCCCCAAGUUGGACAUUGAUGUUCCAGAUGUUGAUCUCCAUGGACCAGAAGGCAAACUCAAAAUGCCCAAAUUCAAAAUGCCCAAAUUUGGAAUGGCAGGCUUCAAAGGGGAGGGUCCUGAGGUGGAUAUAAACCUCCCCAAAGCAGACAUUGAUGUAUCAGGACCCAAAGUGGACAUUGAAACUCCCGACUUGGAUAUAGAGGGCCCAGAGGGCAAGAUCAAAGGUCCCAAAUUAAAGAUGCCUGAAAUGCAUUUUAAUGUGCCCAAGAUUUCAAUGCCGGACAUAAAUCUGAAAGGCCCUAAACUGAAGGGAGAUGUUGAUGUUUCGGUUCCAAAGCUGGAAGGUGACCUGAAAGGCCCAGAUGUGGAUAUCAAGGGUCCCAAACUAGAUGUUGAUCUUCCUGAUGUUGAGCUUGAAGGUCCUGAAGGAAAACUCAGAGGUCCCAAGUUUAAGAUGCCUGAUAUGCAUUUUAAGACCCCCAAAAUCUCCAUGCCAGAUUUUGACUUGAACUUGAAAGGUCCCAAAGUGAAGGGGGAUGUGGAUGUUUCGGUGCCAAAGUUGGAAGGUGAUCUGAAGGGCCCUGAAAUUGAUAUCAAAGGACCCAAACUUGAUGUAGAUGUUCCUGAUGUUGAACUUGAAGGCCCAGAAGGAAAAUGGAAAAGCCCUAAAUUCAAGAUGCCUGAAAUGAACAUCAAAGCACCCAAAAUCUCCAUGCCUGAUGUGGAUUUCAACCUCAAAGGCCCCAAACUGAAAGGAGAUGUGGACGUUUCCCUACCAAAGGUUGAAGGUGAUUUCAAAGGUCCAGAAAUUGACAUCAAAGGUCCCAAGCUGGAUAUUGAUGCUCCAGAUGUUGACCUCCAUGGCCCAGAAGGAAAACUGAAAAUGCCCAAAUUCAAAAUGCCAAAAUUUGGAAUGCCUGGCUUCAAGGCAGAGGGCCCAGAUGUGGACGUGAGCCUCCCAAAAGCAGACCUUGAUGUUUCUCUUCCGAAGGUGGACAUUGAUGCACCAAGCCUGGACAUCGAAGGCCCAGAAGGAAAAGUGAAAGGUCCCAAGUUUAAGAUGCCUGACAUGCACUUCAAAGCACCCAAAAUCUCCAUGCCAGAUGUUGAUUUCAAUUUGAAAGGCCCUAAACUGAAGGGAGAUGUGGACGUUUCAGUUCCAAAGCUGGAAGGUGACCUGAAAGGCCCAGAUGUGGAUAUCCAGGGUCCCAAACUAGAUGUUGACCUUCCUGAUGUUGAGCUUGAAGGUCCUGAAGGAAAACUCAGAGGUCCCAAGUUUAAGAUGCCUGACAUGCACUUUAAGGCACCCAAAAUCUCCAUGCCAGAUUUUGAUCUAAAUCUCAAAGGGCCGAAAGUGAAGGGUGACGUGGAUGUGUCUGUACCGAAGUUGGAAGGUGAUCUGAAGGGGCCCGACGUUGAUAUAAAAGGGCCGAAAUUAGACGUAGAUGUUCCUGAUGUUGAACUUGAAGGCCCAGAAGGAAAAUGGAAAAGCCCUAAAUUCAAGAUGCCUGAAAUGAACAUCAAAGCACCCAAAAUCUCCAUGCCUGAUGUGGAUUUCAACCUCAAAGGCCCCAAACUGAAAGGAGAUGUGGACGUUUCCCUACCAAAGGUUGAAGGUGAUUUCAAAGGUCCAGAAAUUGACAUCAAAGGUCCCAAGCUGGAUAUUGAUGCUCCAGAUGUUGAUCUCCAUGGCCCAGAAGGAAAACUGAAAAUGCCAAAAUUCAAAAUGCCAAAAUUUGGAAUGCCUGGCUUCAAGGCAGAGGGACCAGAUGUAGACAUGAGCCUCCCAAAAGCAGACCUUGAUGUUUCUCUUCCAAAAGUUGACAUUGAUGCACCAAGCCUGGACAUUGAAGGCCCAGAAGGAAAAGUGAAAGGUCCCAAGUUUAAGAUGCCUGACAUGCACUUCAAAGCACCCAAGAUAUCCAUGCCAGAUGUUGAUUUCAAUUUGAAAGGCCCUAAACUGAAGGGAGAUGUGGACGUUUCAGUUCCAAAGCUGGAAGGUGACCUGAAAGGCCCAGAUGUGGAUAUCCAGGGUCCCAAACUAGAUGUUGACCUUCCUGAUGUCGAGCUUGAAGGUCCUGAAGGAAAACUCAGAGGUCCCAAGUUUAAGAUGCCUGAUAUGCAUUUUAAGACCCCCAAAAUCUCCAUGCCAGAUUUUGACUUGAACUUGAAAGGUCCCAAAGUGAAGGGGGAUGUGGAUGUUUCGGUGCCAAAGUUGGAAGGUGAUCUGAAGGGCCCUGAAAUUGAUAUCAAAGGACCCAAACUUGACGUAGAUGUUCCUGAUGUUGAACUCGAAGGCCCAGAUGGAAAGUGGAAAGGCCCUAAAUUCAAGAUGCCUGAAAUGAACAUCAAAGCACCCAAAAUCUCCAUGCCUGAUGUGGAUUUCAACCUCAAAGGCCCCAAACUGAAAGGAGAUGUGGACGUUUCCCUACCAAAGGUUGAAGGUGAUUUCAAAGGUCCAGAAAUUGACAUCAAAGGUCCCAAGCUGGAUAUUGAUGUUCCAGAUGUUGAUCUCCAUGGCCCAGAAGGAAAACUGAAAAUGCCCAAAUUUAAAAUGCCCAAAUUUGGAAUGCCUAGCUUCAAGGCUGAGGGCCCAGAUGUGGACGUGAGCCUCCCAAAAGCAGAUCUUGAUGUUUCUCUUCCGAAGGUGGACAUUGAUGCACCAAGCCUGGACAUCGAAGGCCCAGAAGGAAAAGUGAAAGGUCCCAAGUUUAAGAUGCCUGACAUGCACUUCAAAGCACCCAAAAUCUCCAUGCCAGAUGUUGAUUUCAAUUUGAAAGGCCCUAAACUGAAGGGAGAUGUGGACGUUUCAGUUCCAAAGCUGGAAGGUGACCUGAAAGGCCCAGAUGUGGAUAUCCAGGGUCCCAAACUAGAUGUUGACCUUCCUGAUGUUGAACUCGAAGGCCCAGAAGGAAAAUGGAAAAGCCCUAAAUUCAAGAUGCCGGACAUGCAUUUCAAGGCACCUAAAAUCUCCAUGCCAGACAUGAAUCUAAACUUGAAAGGGCCUAAACUUAAAGGUGAUGUGGAUGUUUCCGUCCCAGGAUUUGAAGGGGAUCUAAGAGGGCCUGAAAUAGAUAUCAAAGGUCCUAAGAUAGAUGCUCCUGACAUUGACAUUGAGGGACCUGAUGGAAAACUGAAAGGACCUAAAUUUAAGAUGCCUGAAAUGAACAUCAAAGCACCAAAAUUAUCCAUGCCAGAUGUUGACCUCAACUUGAAGGGCCCAAAACUGAAGGGAGAUGUGGAUGUCUCUCUUCCCAAGAUUGGAGGUGAUUUGAAAGCACCAGAUGUGGAUAUACAUGGCCCUAAACUGGAUGUUUCUGUUCCUGAUGUUGAGCUUGAAUGCCCUGAAGGAAAACUUAAAGGUCCUAAGUUUAAGAUGCCUGAUAUGCAUUUUAAGACCCCCAAAAUCUCCAUGCCAGAUUUUGACUUGAACUUGAAAGGUCCGAAAGUGAAGGGGGAUGUGGAUGUUUCAGUGCCAAAGUUAGAAGGUGACCUGAAGGGCCCCGAAAUUGAUAUCAAAGGACCCAAACUAGACGUAGAUGUUCCUGAUGUUGAACUUGAAGGCCCAGAAGGAAAAUGGAAAAGCCCUAAAUUCAAGAUGCCUGAAAUGAACAUCAAAGGACCUAAAAUCUCCAUGCCUGAUGUGGAUUUCAACCUCAAAGGCCCCAAACUGAAAGGAGAUGUGGACGUUUCCCUACCAAAGGUUGAAGGUGAUUUCAAGGGUCCAGAAAUAGACAUCAAAGGCCCUCAAUUGGACAUUGAUGCUCCCAAUGUUGAUAUUCAUGGUCCAGACGGAAAGGUGAAAUUCCCCAAGAUGAAGCUGCCCAAAUUUGGCAUGCCUGAGUUCAAAGGGGAAGGACCUCAUAUUGAUGUAAAUGUACCCAAGGGUGAAUUGGAAUUAUCAGGCCCCAGCUUGAACAUAGAAGGACCAGAAGGAAAACUGAAGGGUCCCAAAAUCAAGACACCUCAAAUAUCCAUGCCAGAGAUUGACUUAAAUCUGAAGGGACCUAAAGUGAAGGGUGAUGUUGAUGUCGCUCUUCCCAAGGUUGAAGGCAGCUUAAAAGGUCCAGGAAUUGAUAUUCAAGGGCCAGGAAUUGAAGCUAAGGGCCCUGAGAUUGACUUGGAGUGUCCAGAUGUAAACCUUGAAGGGCCAGAGGGAAACGUUAAACUCCCUAAAUUUAAAAUGCCAAAGUUUGGAUUUGGAGCAAAAAGCCCCAAGGCAGACGUCUCCCUCCCAGAAGGUGAGCUGAAUGUUGAAUCGCCUGACAUCUCCAUUUCUGGAAAAGGGAAGAAAAGCAAAUUCAAAAUGCCUAAAAUCCACAUGAGCGGGCCUAAAGUCAAAGGCAAGAAGGCUGGCUUUGCCGUGAGUGGCGAUAUGGAUGCAAGUAUGAAAUCGCCAGAUUUGGAAGGAAGCAUUUCUGUCCCUGAAGCAUCCCUGAAAGGAGACAUGAACAUCAAGUCACCCAAAGGAAAGAAGUCUAUGUUUGGGAAACUCUCUUUUCCUGACGUCGAGUUUGAUAUCAAAUCACCUAUGUUCAAGGCUGAUGCUUCUUUGCCAAAGGUGGAAGGGGAAAUCAAGUCACCAGGAAUAGAUGUCUCAUCACCAUCUCUGAAAUCUCCAGAUCUUGACAUCACAGUUCCCAGCGGAAGUGCCAGCCUCCCCGAUGUCAAUAUUGGAGGUCCUGACAUCCAUCUCAAGAAACCAAAGUUCAAAUUCUCAGGUGGAAAUGUCGAUCUGGCUGGUCCCAAACUGGAAGGAGACCUUCGAGGCCCUAGUGUUGAUGCCAACCUCAGCGCGCCUGACAUCAGCCUGAAAGGUCCAUCAGUGAACCUGCCAUCCAUGGGUGUUUCUGCUCCUUCCAUGUCAGCCCCUGACAUUAACUUGAAAGGACCAAAGCUGAAAGGUGAUAUUGACCUUCCCCAGAUGGAAGGACAAGGCCUAGAAGGGAAAUUGAAAAUGCCAAAAUUUGGCUUGCCAAAGAUCGGGAAGCCAGGUGUGAAAGUGGAGGGGCCCGAGGUGGACCUUCAAGGAAAACUGCCCUCAACAAGUGUUGAUGUUUCGGCCCCAAGCAUCGGAGGAAGUAUGAGCGCUCCUGCAGUGGAUGUAAGCUUGAAAGGACCAAAAUUUGGAGGAGACGUGGGCCUUUCUGGUGACAUUAAAGGUCCAAAGAUCGGAUUUGGCACACCAGAUGUUGACGUCAGUGGUUUUGAAGGAAAGCUUAAAAUGCCAAAGGCCCCAGGCCUAGAUGUCAAUGUGAGUGCUCCAGACCUGGACGUGAAAGCGCCAACAGUAAAAAUGGCCUCUGGAGGAGGCAUUUCAGCACCUGACUUUGAUGUGAAUCUGAAAGGACCAAAGAUCAAAGGAGACUUCGGCAUUUCUGGCGGCAUUACAUCUCCCAAGGUGGCUGUUGAGGCACCUGACGUUAACGUGGAAGGCUCUGGAGUUGGAAUUAAGAUUCCCUGCAUGAAGCUGCCCCAGUUUGGCAUCGCCAGUGAAGGAGGAAGUAUUUCAGGACCACAGAUCAAAGGGCCUGAAGUAGAUCUCAAAGGACAUGACAUUAAUGCCCCAGGCUUUGACUUGAAUGUGAAAGGACCAAGUUUGAAAGGUGACGUUAACUUAUCUGGUGGCAUGAAGGGUCAACAGAUCGGCGUGGGGGCACCAGGUGUGAAGAUUUCUGGCAUGGGCUUGGACGCUGGCGCUCCUGAUGUCAGCUUGAGAGGACCUUCGCUCAAUGUGUCAGCUCCCAAAGUUUCUGGGCCAGAGCUAAACAUGGGCAUGCAGGGGUCUGGAGGCCUUCAGUUUUCUGGACCAAAGGCAGGGGUUGAUCUCAAAGGUCCCAAAUUAGAGGUCAAAGGUCCUUCUGUUGGGGUGAAUGUUCCACACGGCCAUUUAGAAAGCCCAUCUGGACAAGUGUCGUUCCCAAAAAUGAAAAUGCCAAAAUUUGUGGUUGCGGGGCAAGAGCUAACAGGAAGGGAGGUUGGAGUUGAUGUUGAGUUCCCUCAGGCACCAGAGGCAAGUUUCCAUGCCGGGGCGGUGAAUGUUGAACUGGAAGAGCCUGACAUUAAGCUUAAGAAAUCUAAAAUCAAAAUGCCAAAGUUCCCUUUCUCAAAAUCUAAGGUCAAAGGCAGUGUUGGCUCCCCAGAGAUCUCGGUGUCUGCCUCAGGGUGCGAAGGGGGGUUACAGGCCAGCCUGGGUUCCUUGGAGGGUGAUGUGGAAGUGGAAGGGUCUGCUUCUCCGAAAGGGAAAUUCUCCUUCUUUAAGGGCAAAAAGUCCCGGCACCGGUCGUCGUCUUUCAGCGACGAGCAUUCCUCACAUUCGACGCCAACAGGCACACUGGAGCAUGACAAAGGCAAACAGGCCAAGCUGAAAUUUGGUACGUUUGGGGGGAUAGGGGCAAAAACUAAAGGUUCUUAUGAGGUAUCGGGAAGUGAUGACGAAAUGAAAUGAGUGAAGUGGGGGGGUUCUCGUGUACAUAUUGUCUCUGUGUGUAUAUAUCUUAUCUAUCUCCCUUAUAUGUGUGUAUAUACAAAUUUCCUAGCUUGAAAUGCUCAGCAAUAAAAACAGGGUGCCCAGUGAAAUGGUAGGCCUUAACUGAGAAAUAACCAUGUUUUUACUGUGGUCAGGGAGUCGUCGCAACAUGAUUAUCUCUUCCAUAGAUUAUAUGUAUAAAUAUCUCACAGAAACUGAUACAGCGGCUUUUCUUUGGCCAAAUUUUUUAAAGCAGUGAUAUGGCAGGUAAACUUGCAUCCCAGAAUCUAUUGCCGUACUUCCCACAAUGCACUGUGGCUGUAAUAACAGUUAAGUAGUGCCAAUUUUUUUUAAAAAGCGGCAACACACACAUAACACAGAAUGCUGCUUCGUAAAUCAGCUGUAUCAGUUUGAAUUAAACAGUAUCAUUUGUGCCAUGGGUAAUAAUGCCGAUUGUGUGAUGGGCACUUCUUCCGGCUACCAAUUUGAAAAGAGGUAGAACCUGGAUUUAUGUGAUAUUUAAAGCUGUGCCAUUAGGAAGGUGGGGUGUACAGUUCCUCAGAUGUAUUUUGGAAGUUCUCUCUUGUGUUUUAGGGUUGGGGGUUUGCGCUUCGUACGCUGAGAGCUUUACGUUUACUUAAGCAAGCUUUUAAAAACAUAUAAAUAUAUAUACUUUUCGACUUGCUAAAUAUCUUCAGUGUUGAUCUAUGGCAAUAGUUUUCCAUUUCAAUGACUCCCCUCCCCCUCCUGCUUUUAUCUGUGGAAGGGGGCAGCUAAAAAUUUUCUAUUGUUUAAAAAUUGGAUGUGUUAAAAGAAAAAGAAAAAAAAAACUCUGUAAAAAUAUAUAGAUGCAACUGAGAUGUGUCAAAUUUGGAGCCUCACAAACAGUCUUAGAUUGCUGCAGAAAGGUCAGGUUUUUUGUAUUCAUUUGAUACAGGACAGAUGUCAUAAAACACCCAUGGUAUAAUUUUCCAUUUUUGUCUGGUUAAAAAAGCCACGAUAAAAUAAAUUAACCAAAGAUUUUGUGUACAUUCUGACACCAUCUUAGUCAUCUCUAUAUAUUUGUUAUUUUUGUAUAAUGAAAUGAAAGUUUUCUGAGAUGUGGAGCAAAAUUCUUCAAGGCCUUCUAUAUUCCCUCCCAACCUUACAGAUGCUAUUUGUUAUCUACUUCAUCUUUUUGUUUAACAAAUGUAUCUCGAUUUUAAAACAAAACAGUAAAAGGAAAAUCUUUUCAGCACUUUAAAAGCAAAUUAAUUGAGAAUAACUGAUAUUGUAAAAUGGAAAUAAAGUGUUUAUUAACCUUUUGA